Glycine soja is the source of this 376-nucleotide messenger RNA. Its product is annotated as probable xyloglucan endotransglucosylase/hydrolase protein 8. Gene Ontology annotation, biological process: carbohydrate metabolic process. The coding region runs from base 68 to 304 and encodes 78 amino acids. Lineage: Eukaryota; Viridiplantae; Streptophyta; Magnoliopsida; Fabales; Fabaceae. The record is from RefSeq and is a predicted model, not a curated record. Gene Ontology annotation, molecular function: hydrolase activity, hydrolyzing O-glycosyl compounds. The transcript has 2 exons.
UUAAUCGUAGAGAGGGAGCAACCAUACCUCAAGAAGGUUUAGAAGGGUGCAAGCGAAACACAGAGCAAUGAACAAUAUCAAUGAUUAUGCAGAAUCCCUCUUUCAGAUGUGCUCAGAAAAUGGUGCAGGGCCAGAAAGAGAUGAGCUUGAUUUUGAGUUUUUGGGGAACAAAACAGGAGAGCUUUAUUUGAUUCAGACUAAUGUAUACAAGAAUGGAACUCGUGGGCGUAAGAUGAGGCACAUGCUUUGGUUUGACCCCACAAAGGACUACCACACCUAUUCCAUUCAGCAAGAAUUAGAAUGAGAUCAUGCUAAAGAGACAUUUGCUUAGUUGAUUCUAACUAAUUAACUGCUAUAUAAUUUUAAUUUUUGGAGU